GUAAGUCAGGGCACGAAUACGGAAGGACCCGGGUGGGAUUUUUUUUUUAAACAGAAGAAAGAAAUUUGAAAGCUACGGAAAGACACUCUAUGAUUGCACAAAUUAUUUCAAUGUACACUUUGAUGACCCCACUCUGAGUUUCCUCUCUCCCUUUGCUUAAUGAAGUUAACGAAGCAUAACACAUACCAUGCAGGCGUUAGGAUAAAAAUAACUGACACCAAAAUGCUAUCAUACUUUCUUUUAUGCAAAGUCACAUGACGGUGACUAAGAUCUUAAUUGGACCUAUAGAAUGUCUUUGUGGUAAGAGAUUACACGGACUUGAUUCAUAUUUGACUGAGUCUUUGAUAAGCUCGUGAAUAAUAGUGAAACCAUGGAGGAAGUAGUUAGUGAUUUCGCCCUGUGAGAGACAGACGUCCGUCACGCGAGUAAGGUAUUGUGUUGACAUGGGGUCUGCGGUUUCACUCAUCGAGUAAAUAAAUCAGGGGAAAGGUGAUCAGACGAACAGUGACAAAGAACUCGCGUCAUUGAAAGGGUUUCUCUUGCGAUUGCUCUUAAAAUGGACCAGACUUAUGAAAAGAACCACGAACAUUGUCAAAACUGCUUCAAGCUUUAUUGCACAAGCAAUGAAAAAUGCAAAGUCAUUGCCUGUGAUUCAGGUUGCUGCUUGCGAAUGCACGAGUGUAAACUGAGCGAACACAAACUCGUAUGCUUGAAGGCGAAAACUCCGUGUACGAACUCCUUUUACGGUUGCCCUGCCGUUCUACCAAGGGAGAGUAUCAAGAGCCAUCUGUCUAUUUGUCCAGCUAGCGCGAUAUUCUGUACGAUGGAGUGGAAUCGUUAUCCCGUGUAUUCCAAAUCCAGGCUUAGCUGGGUUCCUUUCUUUCAACCGAAUCCUGUGCUUGUAAAGGGGCAACUGGACGUAGAGCUGGCGCUGCGGGACCAAAGAAUCCUUAACGACGUAUUUAAGAAAAAGUGCCGAAAGGGGAAAGCAAAGGUAGAUGUAUUACGUGUCCGUAACAAGAAGGUUUCUACAACAGCACAAGAUAACGGAAUUGAAAAGCCGCCAAGGCACGUGGAAAGCGGGACUGAAAUGGCACCGGCAUUGCUAGAAUUAGAAAAGAAAUUGAGUCUAAAAAACUCUGAAAAUAGCGGCGAAACAAAUAAUAUAAGCCGAAGCCAAGAGUCUAGAAACGAAUCAAAUUCAAUAAACGAAAUUGAAUUAGUUUCGGCCUCGUGUGAACAUAAUAUCGUGGAUCUUGCCGAAAGCGAAAUUUCCCGAAGGCUCAAUCAGUGUGUGUUGUCAAGUGAAGACAAAGAACAAGCUGGAGCAGCGCUACCUCUUGCUGAUACCGAAACAAAACCAUACAAUGGAUCUAAUGCUCCCAUCGACUCUUCGCACGCAUCAGUUAAUAUUCCUCACAACUCUGUGAUCGAUAAGAGAUCUGAUUUGAACUCUAGUUCGUCUGAUAAUAGAACACAUUGUUUUGAUGACAACAUCAAAUCAGCGGAAUACGAAACUACAUCCCUCCCCCCUCCCCCUAAGUUUGUACCAAUACAUUUGGCAGAGCCCCUGGGUCUCAAUGUUAUGUUAGAGACUUUACCUAAAUUUCAAAAGCAAACCCCACUGUACUCCAUCCCUUGUAAUCAGGUGUUCCGCCGUGACGAGUAUGGGGAACAUUUCAAGGCAGUUCAUAGUGACAUACACGGUGGGUUAAAUGGAUGGCUUGAAGAAAGAUGCCCUCUUGCUCAAUAUGGCUGCACGUUUGUGCGGUACAGACUCCACCCAAACACACAGUGUGGUGGAGUUGUUUUUAAUCAAGACCUUGGUAACUUUGGAAUAAGGACAUGCAUGAAGGACCAACAAUGUCCCCAUAACAUCCCAAGCACAGGCAACAACAACUUGCUUUGCCUGCUUCCUGUUGAGAUUCUUCAGACCAUAGCAGGGAUGCUUGAUGGCUUCGGUUUGUGGAACUUGUCUCGCACAUGCAAACUCCUGCGAGAGGUUUGCCGAAGCAUCCUGGAGAAGAAGGGGAUAGUAAUGUUUGAGUGGGAGAAGAGGAUCCAUGACAAUGGGGAGUGGUCCUGGCAAGUCAGGCAAAGGAAAUGGUUCUUUUCGACAUCGUUUACUCCUAUUAAAUCGUGGGUUCACUCAAACACUCCUACCAUGACAGCACAUCUGGAGAAGUGUAGCUUCUAUGACCGACAUGUCCAUCACAAACAGUUCCGUUACCACUCCACACAGAUCCCCACUCAUGUGGGAACCUUUGACGACACUGGGUGGGCCAGCUCGGAGUAUGAGGAUAUCAUGCUUCCAUCUCAGAUAAUCCAAAACUUUGAAAGGUCAGAGUACUUUGGAGGGUGUAUGAGAGAUGCCAGCAGAGGUGCAGUGAAUGGGAAUUAUCGCGAACAUCAAGGGAAGCACAACUUGGAGUUUGUGAUUCAGUGCAAUGAGCACUUUGCCGGACUUGAGCAUUUGGAGCCACAAUUACCUGAUACCCCUAACCUUGCCCUUUCCCCUGCUCAAGAGGAAGAAGGUAAAAGUAGCAUAGCACAGGGAGAAGAGAGUGGAAUGGAGGAGCUUUUGAGCACUGAUGAUCAUGAGUUUGAUCCUUGUCACACAGCUGACAAGAUUGCCCAGGCAUAUCUUUACAUGUAUUCUGGUGGAGAACCCGGGCUGGCCAGUACUGAACAGUCAAGACCUGAUGAAGAUUACAGCUUGCCUCUAGUGCAUGUGCCAUCAUCUUGGGAGCCAACUCAACCAGUCCAGCAAGGCAGUCUGGACAUUGAUGACUUUACUCUGGCAUCAGAACAAGAGCUUAUAUCUUGUCCUGAGACACCAUUUAAUAUCCAGGACCCAUCACUUCUUCCUGAUCCUUUGCAGCAUGAGGGUUUGAAAGAAGCUAAGGAGGCAGCUGAGGUUGUCGCUAAUGCUUACAUGUAUCUUUACACUGGGUCUCCCAUUAGGAAUGCAAUCACAGUGCACAAUGAAUCACUACCCUGUGAUUCAGCAUAUAAUUACCAACCUCCAGUAAAUGAGGCUUUAUCACAAUCUGGCCAAGACCAGGAUUUGCCACUUCUAGAUUCCAUAGAUGGGAGGGUAGAAAACAGUGUAGGUAAACCUCAAGAAAGUGUUCCCAAUAGUGAUCAAGGUGCAAGCAUUCCAACUGCUAAACAAACAACUUCCUCAAAUACUCCAUAUAUACAGGACACUGGAAGUAUCCAUGUCACUGGAGUUUGCCAAGAUGACAGUAGUUCCACUUCAGAUGAAGACAGUAACCUGUUUGCUUCUGCUAGCGAUGGUGAGGUGUCCUCAGAUGGUCAGGGCGAGAGCAGCACCUCAAUGCACAUCACAGCUGGGGGAGAGGGACCCCUGUUUGUCAGUGUUGAGGACAUAGAGCAUGACGAGGUUGGCUGUAGUCAUGUUGCCUAUGAAAUUCAUGUCAAAGUCUGAAAGCAAAUACCCUGUGUACCAGAGGCUCCAGGCUUCCCAUCCCUGUCAACUCGGGUCAGUACACAGCUCUUACAAGCUGCAAUUUGAUUGGGCAAAUGAACAAUAUCCGCACCUCAACA
This is a messenger RNA of Nematostella vectensis (starlet sea anemone), 3570 nucleotides long. Its product is annotated as F-box only protein 30. Bases 557 to 3451 code for a protein of 964 amino acids. The record is from RefSeq and is a predicted model, not a curated record. The transcript is spliced from 2 exons. NCBI's taxonomy places the organism in Eukaryota, Metazoa, Cnidaria, Anthozoa, Actiniaria, Edwardsiidae. Gene Ontology annotation, molecular function: zinc ion binding; ubiquitin protein ligase activity; protein binding.